Molecule: messenger RNA, 1072 nt
Organism: Mya arenaria
Lineage: Eukaryota; Metazoa; Mollusca; Bivalvia; Myida; Myidae
Exons: 5
Coding region: 79-846 (255 amino acids)
Cellular component (GO): extracellular region
Molecular function (GO): chitin binding
Source: RefSeq, a predicted model, not a curated record
UAAAGACACUGCGCCUCAAGCAUACGGUGCACAUCAGUUAACUAAUUUUUCUUUUCCGGGUAAUAAUUAAAAUAUUUCAUGAUGAUCAAAAUUGUGGCUUUGAGUUUGAUGGUGGCGUUCGUGGCUGCGGGACCUUAUAGGGAAAAGCGUCAAGUCAGUAACUGCCUAGAUUAUUUCAAAAAUAUCCCCAACCCUUGUAUCAACAACCCGAGCUCGCAGGUCUACUACCCCCACCCCUCCGACAACUCCAAAUUCAUCCAGUGUGACCGAUCUGGACGCAUGUACAUCAUUCAGUGCCCAGAGAACAUGCUCUACAGCCCCCUGACGUCAACGUGUGGAACAACCGCGAAACCCGCGCCCUCCGAAGGAAGCAACAUUCCUGCUGUUAACCUAGUGAAUGGAAAUCCCUGCACUGCCCAGGCGCUCGCUGACGGACACAUCUACUUUGCCGUCCCUGAUGACAGCACGGCAUUCAUCGAGUGCGAUUUGCUUGGGCAUCCCAAUGUCCUUCAUUGCCCAAAUGGUCUAAUCUGGGAUCAGAGCCGCCUCUCCUGUAGGUACAACUUCGGUGCCAGUGGCGGAACCGGAACUGUACCUGGAACUGUAUCCGGAGGCGGAGGUAGCACUGUCGCUCCAGGAACUGGUUCCCUCGCUAACAAUUGCUCACCUGAAAACAUCGCUGCCAACAAGCUUUUCUGGCCUCACCCGGACCCAACUAAAUAUAUACAGUGUGAUUUGUGGGGGGAUCUGUUUGUGAACAGCUGCCCUUCUGGUCUCGUCUGGAACCAGUACUACGAAACAUGCGCUUCUGCUUACGUCAACUAUGCCGGAACUGGUGCGAACUAAACAGGAACUGACGUCAAUAUUAUAAAUUUAGAAUCCGGGAAAAAGAAAUGGUUAAUUCUUAACCGCAAUAUUCACAAAAUUGUUUUUUCAUUAUAUACAUGUAAUGCUUUCCGAUGUACAUGUAUUUAUAUUUUAACAUUAAAAUAAAGUGCAUGCAAUAAAUACACAAACUACUAUUUGUUGAAAUAUUCCUCGCUUUCUUUUAAAUAAAAGCUGAAGUUUUUUA